Molecule: messenger RNA, 587 nt
Organism: Tigriopus californicus
Lineage: Eukaryota; Metazoa; Arthropoda; Copepoda; Harpacticoida; Harpacticidae
Product: prosaposin-like
Exons: 2
Coding region: 62-409 (115 amino acids)
Biological process (GO): lipid metabolic process
Source: RefSeq, a predicted model, not a curated record
UAAAGCGCUGGAUUCCAUUAGUCUUCGAAGGAACGUAAGCAGAAGAAGAAGAAAAGGAAGAAUGAAGACCUCCGCCGUUUUUUUGCUCGCCCUUGUGGCCUCCACCAUGGCCGUGCCUCAUCACUCCAACAUGAAGGCUCUGAGCCAGGCCAGAAUCGACGUGUUCUGUGACAUCUGCCAGGUCCUCAUCCAAGACUUGGACGACUUCAUCACCGACGACACCACUGAAGGAGACAUCCUUGGAUUCUUGGAAAACAUCUGCGUCCCCCUUGGCCUCAUUGGUUUGGAGGACAUUUGCCGUAGCUUCAUCGAAGAGUAUGGACCUGAUAUCAUCGACCAACUCGUCAACGAGAACCUCUCGCCCAGUCUCCUUUGCGGACCCCAAGGCUUGGGAAUUUGCGAUGCUUAAAACCGAUCUUUGGAUCCAAGAAUUGAUGCGCGUUCACGGGGAAAUUCUUGCCAUAAUGAUAGUUGUCAUCCAAAUAUUAGUGAUCGAACAGUUUAUUCAUUCCACCAACUCUAAAGGAUUGAAAAACUUUUAGUCAAUUUCCCAAUUUGUGGUAAAUAAAGUGAAGUGGUAAACAUCA